CGCUGAAUUUAGAAACUGCAUCGUUUUCAGUACGGCUAGUGGGAUCUGAGUUCCACCGAUUUGUCUUGAGUGCUAGCUUAGUUUUGACUUUUAUGCUGUAGUUUACUUUCAUCCCCUAUUGUAUCACCAUGUCGGUGGCGUUUGCACCUCACAGGCAGCGGAAAGGUGAUAUAACAGCCGCUGGAAUACAGAAGUUACUUGAUGAAAACAACCACCUGAUCCAGUGUAUAAUGGACUUCCAGAGUAAAGGAAAAACAGCAGAAUGUUCACAGUAUCAACAGAUGCUUCAUAGAAAUUUGGUGUACUUGGCCACGAUAGCAGACUCUAAUCAGAACAUGCAGUCUCUCCUUCCUGCUCCACCCACUCAAAACAUGCCUAUGGGCCCUGGUGGCAUGACCCAAAGCGGACCUCCUCCCCAGCCCCCACAUGGUCAUAAUAUGCCCUCUGAGGGAAUGGUCAGUGUUGGCCCCCCAGCCCCCCAUAUGCAGAGCCAGAUGAAUGGACAGAUGCCUGGUCCUAAUCACAUGCCCAUGCAAGGACCCGGUCCAGGCCCCAACCAGCCUCCAAACAUGUCCAGUGGUUCCAUGAACAUGCCCCCCAGCAGUCAUGGCUCCAUGGGGGGUUACAAUCAUGCUGUCCCAUCCUCUCAGGGGAUGCCGGUUCAGAGCCAAAUGAGUAUGACCCAAGGCCAGCCAAUGGGAAACUAUGGACCUCGACCAAACAUAAACAUGCAGCCAAGUCAAGGUCCGAUGAUGCAUCAGCAGCCUCCGUCACAGCAGUACAACAUGCCUCCAGGUAGUGGUGGACAGCACUACCAAGGACAACAGAACCCUAUGGGUAUGAUGGGUCAGGUCAACCAGGGGAACCACGUCAUGGGACAGAGGCCAAUGCCCCCCUACAGACCCCCACAGCAAGGACCCCCUCAGCAGUACCCAGGACAGGAAGACUACUAUGGGGACCAGUACAGUCACGCAGGCCAGGGAGCCUCAGAAGGUAAUGCCCAGUAUGGCCAGCAGCAGGAAGCAUACCAGCAAGGCCCCCCUCAGCAGCAGGGUUAUCCUCCACAGCAGCAGUACCCAGGUCAGCAGGGCUACCCGCCACAACAACAAGCUUACGGCCCCUCCCAAAGUGCUCCGGGACAGUACCCUAACUAUCCGCAGGGGCAGGGCCAACAGUAUGGGGGCUACCGUCCUCCCCAGCCCGGACCCCCUCAGGGCCAGCAGCAGCGCCCGUACAGUUACGACCAGGGGCACAUGAGGAAAUAAGGAAGCGGGGAUUUGAACCCCUGACUAGCUCUGUAAGAAGCAAAGGCCCAGUAUGGAAAUUACCAGCAAUGAGAGAUGGUCACAGCAUCCUCCCCUGCUCUUCUGAUCUCUGUCUGGGCUUUGACCUUUUGGUCAGCUGCAAAACAUUCUGUUUAAUGAUGGUUUCAGCUCAGCUCCGCUUAGAUACCCACAAAAACCAAGAAAACAAGACACAUUUAGCAUCUUUUUACGGCUUUUCACAGUCGCCUGCUUAACGUUGUCCCGAUUUCUCUUGCACAUUGGCACGAUAAUGUUACAGUACACGACUCACCCCAGUAUGUCUCCAAAAAGCAAUGCCUUAAAAAUGGAACCGCCUUAUCCUUAGCAUUGCAGAUUGUGAAACGGGCUGUCAAAACGUCAAAUAACAAAUGAUUCAAAUGUAGUUUCAGUCGACUGUGGUGCAUUGUUUCUCAGUCCUGCAUCCCUCACCUAAAGAAGCAAUAAUACCAGCAGUUUGGAAACGGUUAGGGACUUGGAGGAAACAGUGCAAACGCACCAGGUGAACUUCCAGCUAGGCAAUGGUACAUGUCUCGAUGUAUGUGAUGAUGUAAAAAUAUAUUUUAUGCUUUUUAGAUCAAGCUAACUUUGUAUAAGACCUCGAAAAGUAGUACUAAAUGUUGUUUAUUUCGAAGAAGAAAAAAGUGUAUGUGUCUGUAUUUUUUAUUUUUUUAUGCUCUUUGAUGGUAAAUGAGUCCUUUUCAGCACAUUUUCUUUGUUGUUAAAACUGUGUAACUAUUAAAUUAGAUUGCCAAGUCAUCGGCUUUGACUUUGUAUGAAUACUCACUAAAAAAAAAUCAUUCAACAUGUACACACAUUCAAAUGCACAGAAGCAGAGAAAAUAUGAAGAGCAUGUCUGGAACAUGAAAGUCUUUGAUGUUUAGAGAAAUUCUUUUCAAAAUUUGGCCUUAAGACAAAUUAAAAAAAAAAAAGAUUUAGAUCACAAAUUCAUUUUUUAUGAUAUUGCCAGGCAGAGGUGGCAUUUGAAUUGAGAAAAGUAAUAUGUAGCAGAAUUUAUCGAGUUGAAGGCCCCCUUUUAUUUUUUUACAGUGAAGUGACUUGGAAAGAUCAAAUAACUCUUAGUUUUGUUAGAUGGUAGACGGCAGUACUGGAAUCCCAUCUGCCCUUGGAAUAACCGUCUACAUUGAUGUCAUUUCAAAAGUGUUAUUUGUGAAUAAAAAAAAAAAACACAUUUUGUGUCAAAUAUGUAAGAUAAGAUGUGAAAAUAAUGUUCUUGAAAUGGAUUCCUUAAUUUUCACGGUAAAUACUGGUUGUGCAGUUUUAUAUCACUGGCUUGAUAUCUGUAUUAUGGUGCAUAUUUUAUUGAUCCCAUAUGUACAGCAUCAUAAAGAAGAGGAAUCCGGUGUCCUCUUUUAUUGUUUAUAUGGCUGUUCUAAUAUUUUUCAUUCUGCGAUCCCAUUUGAAGUUGUGGUCACAUUCGUGUCAUGGCAAUGUAAACUGUACAUUACAAUAAAUCGGAAAAAUCUUUAAUAUA
This is a messenger RNA of Oryzias latipes (Japanese medaka), 2796 nucleotides long. It is a transcript of the gene ss18, whose product is annotated as SS18 subunit of BAF chromatin remodeling complex. Gene Ontology annotation, cellular component: nucleus. The record is from RefSeq and is a predicted model, not a curated record. Gene Ontology annotation, biological process: positive regulation of transcription by RNA polymerase II. Gene Ontology annotation, molecular function: transcription coactivator activity. NCBI's taxonomy places the organism in Eukaryota, Metazoa, Chordata, Actinopteri, Beloniformes, Adrianichthyidae.